AUGAAGUUUCUCGCGAACCUCCUGCUCUUCGGCACACUGGCUGCCCCCAUCAUGGCUGCUGCCGUCCCCGAGGAGGCCAAGGCCGUCGAAGGAGACGUCUCCGCCGCCGACAUGCCCGAGGAGAUACCCUUGACUAACAUCCUCCAAAGCGAUGCCGCCCAAGGGAUUGCGCGUGGAACGGACCCCGCGAGUGCAACCACCGCAGAGAUUUGGGCUGCGAGUGGCGAUGGGGCCCGGGCAGCGGCCAGUACGUUUGCCGAUGCCGCCGCCGCUAGAUUUGUCAAAAGCAAGGUACCGGCGACGGAUUCACGGGUAGACGCAACGCAUAGUCUGUCAAGGAGAGUCUGUAUCCACCAGCAACAAGAAUCUUGCCGAGUUGGUGCAUCAUCUUCCGCCUCGUGA
This is a messenger RNA of Drechmeria coniospora, 402 nucleotides long. RefSeq lists its product as uncharacterized. The transcript is spliced from 2 exons. The record is from RefSeq and is a predicted model, not a curated record. NCBI's taxonomy places the organism in Eukaryota, Fungi, Ascomycota, Sordariomycetes, Hypocreales, Ophiocordycipitaceae. Bases 1 to 402 code for a protein of 133 amino acids.